This is a messenger RNA of Ectocarpus sp. CCAP 1310/34, 5352 nucleotides long. NCBI's taxonomy places the organism in Eukaryota, Phaeophyceae, Ectocarpales, Ectocarpaceae. The record is from the annotation of a GenBank genome assembly.
AUGGAGGAUGUGGUGACAGACUUUCUGAAAAUUCUUGGCAAAACUGAACACGAAGUCCAAUCAUUGCCUCAAACGAGUGCGGAUUUCGAAACAUGCAGCCUACGCUCAACGCUGUACGGCCAGUUGGAUGCCCAGCUAGGUUCAGCCGUGGACGAAGCCCUCGGUUUGCAAGAGCUUCGGCUCGAUCCCGCCGAUGCUGUUUGCCCUGAUGCUAUCAAUAAGGUUGUAGCGCGGCUAGCGGCGUCUCCGCCUUUCGUCAGCGUGGUCAACAAGGCUCGCGAGGCGAUUGAGCAAGCUGCAGAGGCUCAGCUGGCUGCAGCUGCGACUCCUGUUGCCAACGCCACGGAUGGCAGUGUUGCUGCGACGGGAGCUGCUGGAGUUGUUCUUCGUCGGAACGUGGAUGCAUUGUCAAGCUCCGACACGGAGAGAGAAGACAUGCGCGUGAAGAAGAAGGCGGCGCGCAGGGAUGAUUGGGUGGGCAUGUUCGACCUGUCAGGGGGGCUUGGGGGAGGAAUUAGCCCUCGUGUGGAUAUCGAGGCUGCGCUGGGUCAACUGGAGACUGGGCUCGGGGGCUCAGGUAGCUCUGCCACGAGCUCGGUCGAGGCCCUAGGCUUGCUGGCACAGGCUAUGACCCUGCACUGGGUAAUGUACGAGAAGUCCAUGGGCAUGUGCGCGGCGGACAUGUGCGAGGGUGUCCUGGCUCACGCACGGGGGUACUUCUCGAAUACGAUCCACGUGCUCUCCGCCGCGUCGGUACACCGGCGCCACAUGCCGGCUGGUGGAAAGGGCACCGAAACGGCCGAUGUCGGAACUGCCAAUCUUAUGGUCAUCGGGGACUCAAAGCUGGCUUGCGCUGCGCGCAUGGCAAGGGCUCUUCAUGGCAUGCUUGUGACGAUCCACGAGACGUUCCAACAUCUGCCGGAGCGGCGCGUUUGGAGCAUUGUCAGUUCCUUCUUUUCUCUAUUAGGCGAUACUGUCGCUUCCUUGGAAGGGGCGCCAGGUGAUCCAACAGGUUCGGGCAUGAUCGACAGCGAUUCUGAUGUCAAUCCUGAUUGUCUCGAGGGUGACGGAAAUGGUAACGGGUGCGGCUACGCUGCGCCUUUACCAGAUCGGGUGUCGUGUCAGUCCAAGGGGAACCCAACCACCUCUACGGUCCUCGUAUCGGCGCAUUUCCUCGCCGUUGUCGGCCGAGUCGAUGAUUGGCUGCCAGCUUGGCUUAGGUCCUUGCCCACCGGGCAGCUUGUGCGAGCGGUAAACGACGCGGGCCUUGUGGAAGCAAUGACCCGCAGGUGCAAGUCGCACGGGCAGAUUCCCUUCUGCUCCAGAAAUAUUUGCCAUAGACCAUCCGGCUCCGACCCUGCCGUUGCCGCUGCCGUUGUGUCAAACGGUGCCCGUGGUACCGCCGGUCCCACCGCACCCGAGUCGGCGCCGCCGGAAAGUUGUCAGCCCAAGGCUGCUGUUGUGAGACACCGUCUCAGCGUAAGCGCUGGUUCCUCGGGUACCUUUUCUUCGGCCGGUUCGGCGGCGCCCCUUGGCCGUGCCCUUUGGCUCUCGGCCGCAGAGCUAGAACGAUCGCUCCUGUUACAAUCAGUCUCCUUCCUGGGAAUUCUCGCCACGCACUGCCGGGGUAUGUUGCGGCCAUGCCCACCGAUCCCCGAUGACGAGGACGGCAGCGAGGAACCGGUGACGAGAGUAGAGCGAGAACGGGAAGCCAUCGACGGCGGUGUUAAUCGUGGCCUCGAGCAGGCGGAGGAAGUCCUGCAGGCGCUGGUGCAGUGUGCUUGGGAUAUAGAGGAGCGGCGAACUGAGUCUGCAACAGGGGCGUCCUUAUUGUCGAGACGAGCACAUCCCACAACGAAGCGUGCACGAUCGAGAUCCGUGCGUUUCGUGGCGUUGGACUACGUUGAGAGGUUGGCAAAGGCGACGGCUGGUGGCGAAUCGACGCCGUUUUCCGCUGUCGCUGUGCAGCAUUUGUUUUCGUCCCUGGACGGCGCGAAACGGAGCGGCGGGGGGCAACGCGGCAGCUUUGGCGAGAGGGAUGGUAGCGAUGGUUGCAUGAGGGAAACGGAUGAGUCACCGGGGAACGAUUGCGCCGCGUUUCUAGGGGCACUGGCAGAAAUCGCGGGAGUGCUCCUGUCAUCACGGGGCGCCUCCGCCGGAUUUUUCGUCGAUGGUCCUGACGGGCUGCAGGCGUCUUGCGCUCUCCUCGAACUCGUGCGUUGCGCCGCGGAGCUCGCGAGACGUGCGUGCUGGCACUGUUGCCCUCGCGGCGAGAAGAGCGAGAAUGAGACGUCGGCAGAAGGACACGGAGACAAAGCAGAGGGUGGGUUUAUGUCCUUGGAGAAGGGAGACUUGGAGCGACUCGCAGUGAGAUUUUCCUGCGCACUUGCAUCAAUCAUGUGUAAUCCCCCAAAGCAACGCGCGGCCGGGCUGCAGGCGCUGUGGCAGGGGGGGGUGCCGCAGGCCCUCGCCACGCUAGUAUUGCACCUGGAACAUCCCAGACCGGAAGAAUUGGCCUCACCAGCGCAAGCCCCGCAACAAGCCAGAGAGGGGAAACAACCCGCUUCGAGAACCAGCGAUGGCGGUAAUGAUGCUGUUGGCUACCAAGAGUUUGAGGAGCGAAAUACCGACCUUCACGAUCGGUUGCUACUGUCACUGGUUCAGUGGGCGCGGGACCUAGAAGGGGUGAACUACCUGCGUAGGGUAGGGCUGGCCGCGCCCUGUGGGUCCUUCCUUGCACGCGAGCUCGGGUGGCGGCACUUGAACCGCCUCACUAGAGAUGAAUGCGCAAGCCCUCGGUCACUGGCGCUUGCAAUGAGACUCGCUCUGUGCGAGGAGGCUCUCAACGCUCUGCUCUCUGCAGACGGUGGCGUUGUUGAUGGAGUGGAGGGAGGGCUAACUCGGCUCGGUGAGUUGUCGACCCUCCCGGAGUUGCUGGAGUCUCAGAUGGUUGACCUGCCACCGCCGCAUACCCUCGAUGCGCGAAGGGUUGGCGGUGACGACAGUGGGGCGGGCGGGUUGUUUGAGGAGGAGCUUCCUAGGAGGUUUCCUGGGCUUAAGCUGGGCAGCGACGCAGGGGAUCUCCGAUGCCUCGAUGUUAUUUCCCGCGUGGCCCUGUCGGGCUCCUUCUUGUGUUCGGACUCCGCCAGCCUUGGAGCCCGGCAGAUGGAGAGAUGGCUGCAUUGGGGGUUAUCGCGGGCGGCCCCGUGCGCAAAUCCCCGCAUCAAUGCUGGCCGGGUCGCGACGAAGGAAGGAGAGGACGGUUAUGUACCUCAAGAUGUUCGUGUCGCGGCGCUCCACGUUGUCACGAAUCUGGCGGCGGAUUUGUCUACCGCCAUCGCGAUCGAGGCAGAGUGGUCGCUGGCGGACACUCUCGUCCAGCAGAUGUCAGACGAGGAGAUGGUAGAUGCGUGUACAUCGGACGACGCCGGUGUCGGCGGCGAGGGGGUGGGAAGAACAGCGUCGAAAUCGCGUGAAAGUUCCGGCACGCCGUGCAACAGCGACGGCGGCAGCAGUGGCGGCAAGCACGGCGUCGGAAGCGUCUGUGUGCCCAACAUCGUGGAACCUGCUGCGCUUAGCCGUGCCCGCUUAGCGGUGUCACUUACGUGCCUGGGUGGCCCCAACGAGGAACGACACGUGUUGCUGCGAAGACUUCGACAUCUCGAGGCGUCGGCUGGCGGUGUGACUGUGAACUCAGGGAAGCGAAACGCCUCCGCUACUUCCGCCCGGACUGCUAGCGGUGUCCGCGGGAUGUCAGAGAUAGAGUUUCCGGGUGAAGAUGCUUCGGAUGAAGACUGGUGGAGUGCCGUGGACCAGUGCGUCCCAACUGUGGUGGCGUGCUUGACUGACCCUGAUGUGGCUCGAAGGAAGGAGGCAUUCGCGCUGCUGAGUAGUGCAGCAGCAAGGAGAUCCCUCCUUUUGCCGAAGGAGACAACGCGGCGCUUGGCUGAACCUCGAGCGGCGGACUGCGCUUCCCCCUGUGACGACGGAGAGAGGGGUGGGCCAGAGCCCCAGGGAAGCAUGUUUGAUAGGAGGCAGGAGGUUAUGGUCAAGCUCUGCUUUUCGUACGCGCGCGACCUCGGUUUCGUAGAUAAUGGUUGCCGAGAGGUAUUUGCAUCUGGACUGCGGGCUACCCUGGCAGGUGUAGCCGAACCGACUGCGGGUUUGACAUCCCGGUCAUCGGAAGUUGACACUCCCGCGACGCCUUGGCAAGCCGACUGGUUCGCGGCGGUGGCAUUCAUGGCCUCCGGGAUGGAUAGCGCAGCGGCGAGUGAAAUGCUUCAAGUUCUGCACCGGCAAAUCUUCAGAGCGGCGUUCUUGCUGCCGCUCGCGGGGAAGCGCUACGCGUCAAAAGCGGCGCGCGACACCGCCGGCUGCACGGCCGCUGCCCGAGAUCCCCCCGCUCACGUCGCGCAAGAGAUGAAUUCCGGAGGGCACACCCAUGAGGUGGCGGACGUUUACAGCCGUGUUUGCGCUUCACCACUCUCAGGUGAUGGUGCCCCCCCGGCCGCCGCAGAUCCUUCCCGCGGAGACCCGCCGCUGCUCCUGCUGAUUUCCUUGGUCGAGGAGCUGCUUGAAGAAGAACUGCCUCUCAUGUCGGCAGCCUUGAGGGGAUCCGGGUGGGCGGCGGCCCCUCUCGCGGCGCGAUGGGUUCGCCAGUGCAUGUUGUCCAUCGUAGACUGGCCUGGCGUGGUGGCGUUCCUCGCGCUGUCCUUGCUCCGGGGUCACGAUUACCAGGUGUACUUUGUCGUAGCUCUUUUCCGCGCGGCCCAGCCUUGCGUCAUGGAAGCAGCGUCAAAGGGUCUCGACCUCACGGGGCUACUUGGUAGAGGAGAGGCUCUCGAGGCAUUCAAUCUGGAAGAAUCGCUUUCUUUCAUGGAGGCUUUGGAGCGGCGUCAUCGAGGGCGGUGCAUCGCUGCCACCAAGGCGUAUCUCGCUCAGUGUUAAGAGGAGGGGUGUAUUGUGCUGGAUACCGACUGGGCUUUGUCCUGGACGUUCUCUCUUUACGGACGCUCAGGACGUGUACGUGUAGGUCUCCAAGAUGUAGGCCAGUGUUCACUUCUUUGUGUACACGUACAACACGCCCGUGGUGCACGAGAAGUACGUGAGUUUGUUGUGUUGUAUGCGCGGCGAUCAAAGCGUGUUUCCUACAUGUAAGAUUCGGUAGUCAAGGCCGUACGCCCUAGCCCCCUUCGUGUCUGGUAACAACGCUUUCAUCAUGGUCGCAAGGGCAAAGCGCGGCCAGUGAAGUCGAGGAACGCGUUUUCUUGGUUGACAGUGGCAAAUGAAACCCUGUAUGUGAUCUCCCUUCUCCACCACGUAUCUUGCCUCACGGGGCAACACCUGAAUCAA